CGGCCCCGAUUGGUGGGCGCGGCUGUCAGUCGGCGCGGGCCGUGAGGCGGCGGCGAUGUGGGCGCGGGAGCUGGCGGUGUCGGCGCCGGGGAAGGUGAUCCUGCACGGGGAGCACGCGGUGGUGCUGGGCAAGGUGGCCCUGGCUGUGGCGCUGGACCUGCGGACGUUUCUCCGCCUGCGGCCCGGCGCUGAGGGCCGGCUGAGCGUCUGCCUGCCCGGUGUCGGCGUCCGGAGGAGCUGGGACACCCCCGGCCUCCGGGCCCUGCGGGGGCGGAUCGCAGCUGACUUUGAUGAGUCCAAAUCCCCCAGCGCAGAACAGCUGGAUGCACUGAGGGAGUUUGCUGGAAUUGCUGCUGGAGCCUCAGCUCCAGAAAGCCUUGCUACUCUUGCCUUCCUGUAUAUGUGCCUGGCUAUCUCUGCUAAGUAUGGGGAUGUUCCCAGCGUGGAUAUCGUGGUGUGGUCGGAGCUGCCCACAGGAGCAGGGCUGGGAUCCAGUGCUGCCUAUGCUGUGUGCCUGGCUGCAGCCCUGCUCAUGGUGUGUGGAGCCAUCUCCUGCCCACUGCAGGAGGGAGAAUCCACAGCCAGGUGGACAGAAGAAGAGCUGACACUGAUUAACAGCUGGGCCUUCCGAGGGGAGCAGGUGAUCCAUGGCAAUCCCUCGGGUGUGGAUAAUGCUGUUGGUACCUGGGGUGGAGCCCUGAGAUACCAAGCAGGAAAAAUCACACCAUUAAAGAGGGUGCCCACACUGAGGAUCUUGCUGACCAACACAAAAGUCCCUCGGAGCACCAAGGUCCUGGUGGCUGGUGUAAAGGAGAAGAUCCUGAAGUUCCCUGCCAUAAUGAACCCGGUGCUGGACUCCAUUGAUGCCGUUUCUCAGGAGUGCCAAAGUGUUCUGGAAGCCAUGCCUGCAAAUCCAUCACCAGAGCAUUACCCUGUGCUGGAGGAAUUCUUUGACAUAAACCAACACCACUUAAAUGUGCUUGGAGUGGGCCACCCCUCCCUGGACAGGCUGUGCCAGGUGACAGCAUCCCACAGCCUGCACAGCAAACUGACUGGAGCUGGUGGAGGUGGCUGUGGCAUCACCCUGCUGCCACCAGACACCUCCCCGCUGGCCGUGGAAGCAGCCAAGCAAGACUUGUGUGCCUGUGGAUUUGAAUGCUGGGAGACCAAGAUUGGGGCCCCUGGGGUGACCCUGCACUGCUGCUCCUCUCUGAGUGCCCAAGUGCUGCACGAACUCGCCCAGAGCUGAGCUGCUGCUCUGGCAGGACUGAGCUCCUGGCACCACCUCCUCACAGCUGUGUGUGCCUGGAUUACUGGAAACUUCUUUCCCCUCUCCUGUAUGGCUGAGGGCCUCCAGAUGUGGGUAUGGAGCCUGUUUGGAGCCUGGUGUCACUGGGAUUUGGGGCUGUGAUGGGAACCUGGGUGUUUGACCAAGACUCUCAAAAUCCUGGUUUGAAUUUCCUUCCUCAACUGCUAUGCUAAUCCCAGGGGGCAGGAGGAGAGGGGCUUGGCUGGGUUCCAAGGUGGAUAAUGACAUUUUGCUGCUUCAGAUGCAUGUGGUGUCCCCUCCCUCAUCCCUGGUGCCCUGUGAGGGCUGGCAAGGUGGAUGUGCACAGUGCUUUGACAUUUUUGGGUGAAGAGCAUCUUUGCAGCUCAGGGCUUGAUGCUCGAGUCUCUGUUUCUUCUGGACUACAUUCCCAGUGAAGAGGAAACCUUUAAUACACCUCUGACCUGCUAUUAAUUAAGUGUUGGGUAAUUAAAAUGCAAGAUAAAGCAAAAUUCUGGUGAAAUUACUGGUUUUCACUCUUUUCCAUAAUCUCUGCCUGGGCUGAUAAGCAGAGUCCUGUAGUCAGGCUCUGGUUUUUAUUCACAUGUGCAAGGUCUGGCUCAAACAGCACCUGCAGGAAGGGCAGCUCCAGGCCAAGGGCAGGCAUAAAAUUCCUCCUUGUAAAAGCUGUUCUCUCACACUUCAAUUUUGAACCAACAUGUCCCUGACCCUGCCUGGUGUUGGGUUUACUUUGGUGUAAUUAAGUAGGGGAAAGAAACCCAAACCACGUCCUCAAAAGCUCACCAUAAGUUGCAGUUGACAAACUCUAAAACCUAAAUGCAUUUAGAAUUAUUACACAAAUGUAAAUGCAUUUUUUACUCCUGAAAUUUUAAUGAGCUGUGCCACAGAAUGAAAGGGAAGUGGCUGAGGCCAGAAUCUCUGGCAGUCAUGAGCUGACUCUGAGGGACUGUGGUCUCUGCUGUACCUGCCAAAGGGGUUUUAUCAUUGCUCUGUUUGUCCAGGGUGGGUUUCUUAAGUGGGUUUUUAAGUGUAGCUGUGUUCAAGAAUCACCUCACUCAAAGCUGAGUAAUGAAUUGGCAGAGGUGGGGAACUUGCCUUCCCCUUCCAGCCCAGGGAUAAAAAAAAUCAAGUGUGAGAAGCUGAGAUGGUCCAGCUCUAACCCCCCAGCAUCAUGGUGACCAGCUGUAGUUCCCUGAUCCCAUGUAAAACUGCCUCUGGUUUUAAUAAAUCCAUGUUUUUUUUAUGUGCAAAGUGUUCUUUGAUAAUUAUGCUGGAUACAAAAGGAAAAAAGCACCUUACACUGCUUCAGGAAAGCAGGUCUCAGAUGCUGCCUUUCUACAUGUCUAAUUACAAUUCCAAUUUGCAUCUGAGAGCGGCUUUACACUAAUCACAAGUCAGAAAGGCUGAUAAAUAAUUUACCAUUUUCUAAUACAGUGUAAUCAAUGUGAGGAUCUGGGAGCAUGUUGACUUUAACCACUUACAUGUGUCGACUUUGUGAUGUUGGCACAAAGAGAUGCCAGAUCCAGCACGGGGAACUUCCCUUCAAAACAGCACGGCUGGGGCUGAGGGGAAAUUCACAGAAUCCCAGGAUCAUUCAGCUUGGGAAGACUUUCCAAGGUCAUCAAGUCCAACCUGAAAUCCCCACUUUCCCACCCAGCCCAGAGCACUGAGUGUCACAUCCAGGUGUUCCUUGGAUGCUUCCAGGGAUGGGGACUCCAAACCUCCCCGGGCAGCCUCUGCCAAGGCCUGACCACCAUUUCCAUGAGGAAAUUCCUCCUGAUGUCCAACCUGGACCAGCCACCUCAGCAGGGCUCCUCCAGCAGCGCUCAUCCUGCUCUGCCCCGUGGCACAGUGGAAGUGGUGACAUUCCAGGCCGGGGAGGGAGGUGGCAGUGUCAUGGCAGGAGGGUGACACAGGCACUGCUGGGAUCUGCCUUCCCUGUGCCACAGGCACCAGAUCUGCCGAAGUCAGCAACUGGAGCCAGUCCCAGUCUGGAGUGAGCACAGAUUUCACAUCCAUCUGUGAGCACGGGAGUGCCCAUUGCCUCCUUUCCAAACUCCUCCUUCACCAGCUCCAUCAAACGCUUUGCAGGGACAGCGGGAUCACCCGAGGGUGGCUGGAAUGUUUCUGGCCCCACCCCUUCCCUUACACCGAGUCACAACCUCCUGCUGGGACUCCUGAGCCCUGGGACACAGGGAAACCAUCCCUGCCCUCCUCGGCAGGAGCAGCUGCUGCCGUGGGACUGAUGCCCCACGGGGACGUGGAAUGGGGCAGGAUGAGGCACAGCCCUGUCUCUCGUGUGUUUUGCUGCUUUGGAAGCAGAACUGAAGCCUGUGGAGCGUGUUCUCCCCGGGGAUCAGCCCCUCCUCUCCCAGGCACCCCGCGGGACGGAUGUGCAGCAGGGCAGCGAUUGCUGCUGAAGGAUUAGCCUGGUAAUUUGGCUAAUUUUUCUUGAGCUUCAUUUUUCACAUUACGAGCUCUGCAGCAAGACUAACGAGCCUGGCUUUGCCUCUAAUAGCCAGCACAGGGAUGGGGAGGGGAGGCUGUGCUCCAGCUUAAAGGAGGGAUUGAAGAAUUGCAAAACGUGGGUCCGGUGAGAGCUGGGGGUCACCGGUGCUUAAUGACAACAAAAAGGAAAACACUUUGUACAGAAACACCUUUUCAAAUCUUCCUUGUCCUUCACAAGCAGUGCCCGGGGCAGCAUCGUGUCUCCCCCCAUCCCUGGGGAAUGUCCCGGUGCCCCGGAGGGCUCCUGCCCCCUGAGCCGACCCGGCGCUCCCCGCCCAGCCCCGGCAGGCACAGAUGGAAUUAUUGUUUGUUUGCACUCGGUGUCAGCAGUGCCUUCUUUCUGCUCCGCUGGGUAGAUGCUGAGGAGGCAGUGACAUUAUUGGAGAUCACGGAGAGAGCAGGAGCAGGGUCAGGGAGAGAGAGGAAAUGUCAGCGCGCACUCACGGGGGCUGGGGGGCUGCUCACACCCCCGGGGGGCUCCUGCUGCUCCAGGGGUCCCUCCUGGGGACAGGAGGUGCCACUGGGACUCCCUGCAGGGCCAGUGCCAUGUCCUCGGACACAUCUGGAGGGUUUGGGGGUGUGGGAUGAGUAGGGAACCCCCCCAGAUCCAUUUUAAGGGUGAUUUGUGCAUCUGGCACCUCCCUUGUCUCCUCUUCCCAUCCCCAGGGAUUUCGGGGCUCCCCCAUUCCCUGGGCUCGUGGGGAGCCCGUCCCCCCUGUCCCUCCCUGUCCCCCCCAUCCCUCUCCCCUCCCAGCACGCUGAAGGUUUUGAAAGUUAAGUAUUACCGUCUGCUUUGUUGUUGCCUAACUACGACAGACAAAUUGAGAACUAGUUGUCAAAAUGUCAGUGCACAACAAAUCAACAUUCAAAAUGAGUCUCAGCGCUAUGUGGUGUAUAAUUAAAAAAAAAUCCUUUUUAGAAAUUUCAGCAAGCGUUGGCUCUGCUUUAUAUUUGUCUGUGUGAUUAAUAAAGGCAGCUAAUUUUCAGACUUUAAAAACAGCUAGAAAAUAGCUCCUAAUUACAUAUUAGGUUCCAAGCGGCCCCCGCUGAGCAAGGCUGGUAUUGGUGGGCCAGAGAAUUUGGCAGGGGCUUAAUUACAUUCUGAGCAUCAUCUAAUUUUAGUUAAAUGUAAUGUAAUCAGCAGCAGAUGUCUGAAAUAAAAUAUGAAUUAUGAAUAUGAUGAAAUUUCAUUCUUGAAUAAAAAAGUAAUUUGC
Molecule: messenger RNA, 5010 nt
Organism: Oenanthe melanoleuca
Lineage: Eukaryota; Metazoa; Chordata; Aves; Passeriformes; Muscicapidae
Gene: MVK
Product: mevalonate kinase
Exons: 10
Coding region: 56-1249 (397 amino acids)
Biological process (GO): isoprenoid biosynthetic process; cholesterol biosynthetic process
Cellular component (GO): cytoplasm
Molecular function (GO): mevalonate kinase activity; ATP binding
Source: RefSeq, a predicted model, not a curated record